GUACGGGUUGACCCCACAUUGUAGAACCAUCCGGGCAAGUGGUCUACACGGACACAAUGAAUUUGAUGUUAUUAGCCGCUUUAAUAGCGGUAUGCAGUGCAGCGAAACUAGACCGCACGUAUCUUCCACCGGAAUCCGCUAAAACAGCCGGAGGCAUUGCUGGGGAUAUACAAGCUCCUCUUGUUAGAGAUCUCUUCAACCCUGGACAAAGUGGUUUACCGAAAGGUGCUUUCGAUAAUGAAUUCGAUGGAGUAGUCGUAGAAGCUGCGGGCCCAGGUAUCAGAGCCUCAAGUCCUGGUGAAACAGGCUUAGGAGCUGAUAGAAUUUCAUAUGGAUCAAGUCACUCUAAAGUAGGCGGUGCAGCUUUCAAAACUAACCAACAAGGAUUCAAUAUUCCUAAUCAACAAAAUAAUAUACAAAGUACUGAUCAAAUCGAAUCACAAACACUGCAGAAUUUCCAACAAGGAGUUAAUUUCGGUUUUAAUACUGAACGACCACAGGCUGAAUUUGAUAAAGCAUCGAAUAUAGUUCGUUUCGAAAAUAAUGUCAGUCCGCAAGCUUACAACUAUGCAUUCGAAACUGAUAACGGUAUAACAGCUGAGGAGAACGGAGUCGCUGUAAAUGGUAUACAAGCCGAAGGAGGUUACUCUUAUACUGGAGAUGAUGGUAAAUUGUACAAAGUGACGUACACCGCUGGAGAAGGUGGAUAUCAACCGAGUGGUGAUCAUCUUCCAACACCUCCUCCUAUUCCCGAAGAGAUUCUGAAGUCUUUGGAGCAGAAUGCUAAAGAGGCUGCUGAAGGUAUUGUAGAUGAUGGCUCUUACGACGCCGAGAAGUACAAUACAGAAGACGAUCGCACAAAAAGUGAGAGCGAUAAUACGGGGCAGCGAUAUAAUGGUGGACAGUUUGGAGUGCCUGAAUCAGAUGCACAUGUAAGCGGAACAUUCAUCAAUCAAAAUACUCGUGUAUUCGAGAAUAUGAAUAGCCUUCAGCAACCACAAACAACAAACGAUGACAUCAGGAAUAAUGUAUUUGAAUCUUUCCAGAAUAACUUACAGCCCAAACCGACUUUCGCAACCGCAUUAGGAAAGCAGCCUUUAUCAGGUGCACCAUUCGAACAAAGUAAGAAUGGUGAUACCCUCGGUAAUUUUGGAUCAUCUGAAUUGAAUAAAAAAGAUUCUAAAAAUCAAGAAGAUACAUUUUCUGAUAAUGACGAUUAUUCAAGGCCCAUUUACUUUGGAACACCACAGUUGAACCUGGAAACAAAUAAUAGAUUUGAAAUUAAACCAUCAUAUUUACCUCCUACUAAUAAUCUUCAUUCUAAUAAUCGGCCAUCUGUUUCUCUUAAUUCAUAUGGUUCACAGAAUACAGCUCAAAGCAUAUCAGAAAGCUCUACCUUUGAAUCGCAAGUCUCAAAUAGCAAUGCGAACAAACCCCUAGUUACAGGACAAUCGCGUCCUCAGUCUUUUCCCAGCAAUCAGUUCGAACAAUUUAGUCAAACCUCUAAUAAUCAGCCUUCGAGACAAUUUAUAAAUGGUCAAUUUUCAGAUCUGAAUAAAAACAAAAAUACUCAGUCCGGAAUACAAACCUCGUAUAAUACUUUUAUUAAUAUACCAUCAACCUUACAACCAAGUGCAGAGCUUACCACACCUUUUGAAGAUUCCCCAACAUCAAAUAAAAAACUUGCCACUGCUAAUGUGCCAUUAACUCCAACUCAAGCAUCUUUGUCGGAUGUUACUGGUUCUAUCUCACAAUCGAGUAAUGCUCCCCAAAUUGGUUUUGGAACAUCAGAAGAAAACCUUAAUCAAAAUGAAGUCAAACAUACUAACAUUUUAUCGCAGCAGGCAUCAGAUCAGAUGAUAAAUACAAACAUUAAUUUAAAUGGCAACUCCCAGUUCCAAGGUCCAGAUCAUUCCUAUUAUUAUUAUCUCCCUUCGAAGCCAUUCAACUUCAACAGAGUGACCACACCAACAUUUCAAUCUGAAAAUCGUCCAUUUAGUAGCGGUUUCAACAAUGGUGCGGUAACUAAAUAUCCUAGGCCACCCACUGUAGUACCUACUAUUCCUAGUUCAAUGUAUAAUCAAUAUUUCAAUACUCCCCAAUCUUCUCCCUCUGGUUCAUUUAACGACAGAUUUAGGCCAUCAACAAAAUACCCCCAACCUUCAGUAGUAACCCAAGCUCUACCGUUACCAACGAGCCCAACUAAGAUGGAUGGAUAUCCGGAACAAUACACAGGAAUAACUCAAGCUUCUGUAUCACCCUUUCCAUCAACCUCUAACAAAUAUACAAGUCCUUUCUCAAAGAAUCAACAAUCUGAAAAUGUAGGUCAAAAUCUGCCUCAAAAUUCUCCAAUUAAUUCAUCGUUCCAAAAAGAAGCAACUUUAACUCAAUCAUUUAAUAGAGACCAGGCUACUUUUGUUGGUAGUCAAGCAGUUCAACAAUCUCCUAAUCAAGAUCAACCAGAACUUAGUAACAAUGCUUCUCAAUUGCCUUCGAGCCAGCAAUAUAAUGGUGAAAUAUAUGAAUAUAAUAAACCAGCACAAUCUUUAUCGACUGCUACCGAAUCAGAUGAAGGUACUAAUAAUUUUUCACAAUUUGGUCAAAAAUUACGACCAUCUAUUCAAACUACAGUACAGGAAGCACAAGAAAUUCAAACUAACAGCAAUCGUGGUCCACAAAACAAUCAGCUAGCAGGAACAAGACCUCAACAACAACCUACAAAUUUACAAGGACAAUUCGAUCAAAACAAAUUCACACAAAAUCGAAUUUCAACCUCUGAUUCAUUUAUUCAAGACUUUGACACCAAGAGACAGCAAACAUUUUCUUCAAGUAACUUACAAACAACCGAUGUUAAACCAACAAUAGAAACUAUGAAAUUUACAUCAGGCGCUUCCGGAGAAAAUCAACCAACUGACUAUAAGAGACCUUUUGAUUUCUCAACUAGAAUUAGGCCUUGUUGUCAAGGGCCAAAAACUUCUACCGGACAAAACAUCAAGAGUUUCCAUAAGCCAAUUCAUUCACAAGAUCAGACUGUUAACUUUGGAAUGUCUUCACAGUUUGGGCAACAAGAUAAUCUAAAGCCGGGAGUUAUUAGUGAAAAUUCUUUUAACACUCCGUCAAUUGGAUUUAGACCACAGACCUUACAAACAACUAGUCAACCAGGAGGAGUGGGCGAAACAUUUGGUGGUCCAAGAAGACCACCCAGUUUUGAUGAAGCUUCUGGUUACUAUUAUUGAAACAAACCUGUCUUGAAUAAAUA
Molecule: messenger RNA, 3259 nt
Organism: Papilio machaon (common yellow swallowtail)
Lineage: Eukaryota; Metazoa; Arthropoda; Insecta; Lepidoptera; Papilionidae
Product: flocculation protein FLO11
Exons: 3
Coding region: 57-3236 (1059 amino acids)
Source: RefSeq, a predicted model, not a curated record